Molecule: messenger RNA, 736 nt
Organism: Staurois parvus
Lineage: Eukaryota; Metazoa; Chordata; Amphibia; Anura; Ranidae
Source: the annotation of a GenBank genome assembly
UUUAGAUUUGUGGUAUCAGAUGAUUUUACCUCCUCACUUUGACAAAUCCAAGAAAUAUCCUUUAUUAAUUGAUGUUUAUGCAGGACCUUGCAGCCAGAAAGUUGACCAGUAUUUCAGGCUAAACUGGGCUACAUACUUGGCUAGCACGGAGAAGAUUAUCGUGGCCAGUUUUGAUGGUCGAGGGAGUGGAUAUCAAGGUGACAAAAUCAUGCAUGAGAUAUACAGGCAGCUGGGGACAGUAGAGGUCGCAGAUCAAAUUUCUGCUGGCAGGCACUUUGCAUCCUUGGGGUAUGUUGAUGAAACAAGGAUGGCUAUUUGGGGAUGGUCCUAUGGAGGUUAUGUAACUUCUAUGGUACUUGGCAGUGGAAGUGGUGUGUUUAAGUGUGGAAUUGCAGUAGCCCCGGUCUCAAGCUGGUUUUAUUAUGAUUCUAUUUAUACAGAGAGAUACAUGAGCCUACCUACGUUAGAGGAUAACCUGAGGAAUUAUGAGAGUUCGACGGUCAUGGCUAAAGCAGCGCAGUUUAAGGACGUAGGAUACCUCCUCAUCCACGGCACAGCAGAUGAUAAUGUGCACUUCCAGCAAGCAGCCCAAAUCUCCAAGGCACUUGUAGAUGCCGGAGUAGACUUUGAAUCCAUGUGGUAUACAGACAAAGACCACGGGAUAAGUGGCUUGGCACACAGACACAUCUACACCCAUAUGAGUCAUUAUCUGAAGCAAUGCUUUAAUCUGCAGUAA